AUUUAAAAAUAAAAUAUAAAACAAUUAUAAUAAAUUAAAUAGUUAAAGUCUAUCCUUAAUAAAUUUUACUUAAACAUAUAUAUAUGUAGGUAGAUUUUUUUCAUAUAUAUAUAUAUGUUUGAUUUAAUUUUUUAAAAACAUAAAUAAUAAGUUAUUAUGCUGGUUUUUGAAUUAACAAAAAAAUAAACUAAUAAAUAUUUGUAAAGUGAUUAAGCCCGCAUAUGCGGGUAAGACACCUAGUUUCAUAAUAUUUCUAACGUACCUGCCAAGAUUCCGACAAACAUUUUUUUUUUUUGAGAAAUAGAUUCAAACAAACAUUUAUUUAAAAAAAUAUUACUUAAAAUAUGAUACACCCGACGAGUUUGUUGGUUUAUCAUAAUAUUUCUCACAUACCUGCCAAGAUUAAAACAAACAUAUUUUUUUUUUGUUUUUUGAGAAAUAGAUUCAAACAGACAUUUAUAUUUAAAAAUAGAAACUAUCAAUAUUAGAUUGUCAUGAUGGUAUCUAACUUAAAAUAUUAUCCAUGUUACUAUAAAUUAGUUAUUUCUUUCCGCAUUGUCGAAAUUAACUUUUAAAAAAAUGUGCAUAUAGAAAGUACUAUUGAUGAAAAAAUUGCAUUUUUUAAAAAAAAAUAUCUAUUUGUAUAUUAUCAUUUUAAAAUAUGAAAGUAAUUUAUAGAAAAAUAGUAAAAAUAACUUUAAACAAAUUUUUCUAACAAAUAUCUUUUGUGUGAAUAUUAAUAUAUUUAUAUUUUUAACUAUCAAAAACUAAAAACUUAAUAAUAAAAUUUUCGUUAAGAUGUAUGUCACAUUGUAUUAGUUAUAAAUUUCAGUAAUAUAUGUUGUUUUCAAAUUUAUUUUUAUUAUUUGUUAGAACAAUAUAUAUGUAUAAAAUGAUUUUAAACAUAUCUUAAGAACAUUUAAAAUUGAAAUAUAUAUAUAUAUAUAUAUAUAUGUAUAUAAUUUAAAUUAAAAAUAUGCCAUCAAUUGAAGUCACUGCCACUUGAGGAUAUAUUUCUACACCACAUUUAUAUGUAAAUAUUGUCUUAUACGAAAUGGUCUAGCAACUGUAUUGUGAAUUUUUUUAUCUAGAAAAUCACGUAAACAAAUGUCAAAUGAACAUAAAAAUAACAAUUCUCACUUAGUAUCAAAUCAAAAUAUUCAAACUAAAAUCAAACGUUAAAAAAAAAACCCGACCACUAGUGUAAAUAUCAAUAAGGGUUUUCAACUUUAAAUUUUUUCCAGUCUUUAUUAUAUAGAUAAAUAACAUAAUUAUUGAGUCGGUUAAGAGCAUCUUUAAUAAAAAAAAUUAGUGUGGGUUCUUAGAAUUAAAAAAAAAAUAAUAAUAAUUGAAAGAGAAGAGAGAGUGUAGAGAAAAAUUCUAAUAUAAGGAUAUUUUAGAAUUCUAUUAGAACUCUAUAUGACACUUGUAUACUAUAGAUUGGUUGAAUUUUUUUUUAUAACUAAUGUCAGUUAUCUAAUUAUAUAUUAUUGAAAUAUUUGUAUUUUUGUUUAAGAAACUCCUUAAAGUUCUUACUGAUAAAUAUUGCUCUAAGGCCCAGUGAAAAGAGAUACAGGGAAAAUAGGCCCACGAAGUAACACCACAAAUUAUCUUUUGCUAAGUCUUUUAUGAUAAAAUUAGGGUUUUCAACCUUUAACGUUUUGCCAAAGAUGAGGAGAGAUAGAGAAGAUGGUUACACUUCUCGAGGAGAAACGUUAGUCUCUCUCUCUCUUAUCCAAAUUUUCAUUUCCUCUUUUCAAAUUUAUCUUUGACUUGUAUAGAUUGUGAGUUUGCUUUUGAGGCCUAUCAUUUUUAGAAACGGGCAAUCUCCAACCAUACGUGAUGCACUGCAUUAUGUCAGUGCUGUGAGGAACACAUUUCAUGACGACAUAGGGAAAUAUGAGACAUUCCUUGAGGUCAUGAAGGACUUUAGAGCUCAGAGGUAUAUUACCUACCGGCCUCUAGUCUCUUCCCAUUUUGUUUUGUCCUUUUCAAUACAGUUCAACAGAAGGUAUUCGUGUAUUGUUGAUUUUACUGUGUUUAUUCAUGUUGGUUGCAGAGACGACCAUAAUGGUGUCAUUAAAAGAAUAAAAGUUUUGUUCAAUGGUCACAACGACCUAAUAUUAGGUUUUAAUACUUUCUUACCCAAAAAGUAUACAAUAACCUUUCCGUUGGAGGAAGAGAAACCGAAGACCAGGGUAGGUUUCCAAGAUGCUUUCAGUUUCGUCACCAAGAUUAAGGCAAGGUUCUCAAGUGAUGAACAUGCGUAUAAAAGGUUUCUAGACAUCAUGGAGAUGUAUCGAAAGGAAAGAAAGUCCAUCAUUGAUGUCUACGAAGAGGUAUAUAUGUUAAAGAGGGUUAAAUUUAUGAACUUUCUGCCUCCUAUCUUAUUUGUUAGAGCGCUAGUUGUAGUGCACUUCUCUGAUUAUCGUCUGUUGUGUAGGUUACUAUUCUCUUCAAGGGUCAUGAUGAUCUGCUCGUGGAGUUCCUUAAUUUCUUACCUAAUUGUGCUGCAAUUUCUGACAUGCUUCCAAGGCAUUCUGAUAAGGUCGAAAACUGUGAUGAAAAGCUGGUUGUUUUCUCUGGUGGUAAUUCUACUGGAAGUAGAUUCCCUUGCUAAAGAAGGUCAGGGAGGCUAUUUGAACGUGGCAGAAAAUGGGCAAAUUCAAGAAUAUCAAAGUGGUCAAGAUGGUGGAAGAGAUACAGAUAGAGAUGACAAAACAGCUAGCAGUGUAAGCCAAAUUAUUGCCUCCUUCCAAAGGAUGUGAGUGACUCUUUUUCCAUAAUAACAUCGUUCUACUACACUGGAAUUACUGCGUCAUACAGUUUUCUUGUAAAAUGGUUGGUGUUUGCCCAUGCAAUAUCCAUAUAUAUGAUAAUUCUAAAAGUGGUCUUUAUUAAGAUACAAUUUAUCAUGACGCUGUGUAUCUGUUACCGAUAGUGCAUCAUCCUCUAAAUCAGGGAUAUAUCACAACCGCUUCUUCAGAUUCUUCGCCAUACUUCUUCUUUGUAUCAUAAUAGUCAUUCCUGGUAUAUGCCUACUUCUUUCAGAACCAGCAGGUAAUUCUAGACCCUGAGUGUGAUCUAGAACCGACCCUAACAUUCCUCACAAUAUUUUUUUUCUCAGACUUUUUUUUUUUGAAUUAGCUGUAAUAGAAGGCAUUUUAAUGAUUCUCUCAAGUGAUUCUCAGACUUGCCUCUAGCAUAAUAUCAUUCUCCAUGUUCAUGUGAAACCCUAGAGGUUUUAAGAUCUUGAUCUUUCGGAAUUGGUUCCUUUGAAUCAAACGACAAAUCCCAAUUCCUCACAAUAUGGUUACACAUGUUCGGAAUUGGUUCCUUUGAAUCAAACGACAAAUCCCAACAAAAACGCCUAGUCGCUUCUGUACCCGAGUAUCCUCAUCUUGAAUCACUUUGAGGUACACAUGUUCAAGGUUCGGAAUUGGUUCCUGCAUAAGUAGCAAGGAACAAACAGUUCCGAACACAUUCUCAUCAAGAUACAUCAGAAAGUCAUGGACCUUGUCUUCCUCCCAUUGUGCCCUUAGCCUUAAGGUUACACUGAACUUGCAUGUACAUCCAUUGCAAACACAGCUCAGCAUUGGACGGUAACAUGCCAAACUGUCCCAAAUCUUUGUAAGUUUUCCAAAGCAUGUCUCGAUCAUGACACCAGCUUAAUGGCAGUUUGCAAGUUACUUCCUCAGAUGCUGAACACGAGGUCCGUUCGUCACAUGAAAUCGUUUGCAUAUGUGUUCCAACAAGUCUGUAGCAAGGGUUUGUGUGAGAUGUUCAAUCGCAGCCUUUGGUCAAUCGUCAUCUUGAUCACGAGACCAACAAUGCAUUGAUGGUCUUCCAAUCUUCAUAGUCGGAUGAGUCUUCAGCUGGCUGGGGAAGACUCCCGUUUACAAAUCCAAAUUUCUUCAUUGAGCUCAAAGCAGUCUCAAGAUUGAUAGCCAUCCUUGUAAAAAUGAUGUGAGAUAACACUUCCGGGAUUGUCGCUUCGGUGAGAUCAUACGGCAAGAUCGUACGCCUUUGAAUAUCCAUCGUUGGUACCGUGACUCCAGAUCAAACAGCUGAGUUCUCAGUCAUGUUGUUAUCGCCCAUAUCGCAGAACCAAGUUUUCAGUCGUUUAGAAAUCAAAAAGGAAUCAAGACUAAGACAACAUAUAAAUCACAAAAAUAUUUGUGUCUGAUACCAUGUGAAAUAGUUGCAGAGAAUAGAGAAGGUUUUCUUGUGUCUUAUUCACGUUAGAGAUCAACUCUAUAUAUACAGCUUGUACAGAGUAAUAUCCCCAUGAACCUAGCUAUAGGAUUAUGUAAACAUUCCUUACAAGGAAUAUUUCGUAUUAACUAUCGUAUAUACUCCAAUAGAUAAAGUGCCAAUAUCAGGAACUUGAACAUCUCAGAUUGCAUUUAAGGUUUGUUGUGCAGGCAUCGUUGUAGAGGAAUAUGGGAUUGCAUUUUCAUCAAAUUGGUGUCCACCACCUGCUGAGUUUCAAGCCAAUCAAGCUUUAGUAGCAGCAGUAGCCAUAUGUUGCCGUAUUAUAUUCUCGAGCACUGAGAUAGUACCAAAAUUAUUACUUAAAAUAUGAUAUGCCUGACGAUUUUGUUGUUAUUUCAUAAUAUUUCUAACGUACCUGCCAAGAUUCAGACAAACAUUUUUUUUUUUUUUUGAGAAAUAGAUUCAAACAAACAUUUUUUUUUUUAAAAACAUUACUUAAAAUAAGAUACGCCCGACGAGUUUGUUGGUUUAUCAUAAUAUUUCUCACAUACCUGCCAAGAUGAAAACAAACAUAUUUUUUUUUGUUUUUUGAGAAAUAGAUUCAAACAGACAUUUAUAUUUAAAAAUAGAAACUAUCAAUAUUAGAUUGUCAUGAUGGUAUCUAACUUAAAAUAUUAUUCAUGUUACUAUAAAUUAGUUAUUUUUUUCCGCAUUGUCGAAAUUAACUUUUUUUUAAAAAUGUGCAUAUAGAAAGUACAAUUGAUGAAAAUAUUGCAGUUUUUAAAAAAAAAUAUUUAUUUGUAUAUUAUCAUUUUAAACUAUGAAAAUAAUUUAUAGAAAAAUAGUAAAAAUAACUUUAAACAUAUUUUUCUAACAAAUAUAUUUUUGUGUGAAUAUUAAUAUAUUUAUAUUUUCAACUAUCAAAAAAUAAAAACUUAAUAAUAAAAUUAUCGUUAAGAUGUAUGUCACGUUGUAUUAAUUCUAAAUUUCAGUAAUAUAUGUUGUUUUCAAAUUUAUUUUUUUAUCUGUUAGAACAAUAUAUAUGUAUAAAUUGAUUUUAAACAUAUCUUACGAACAUUAAAAAUUGAAAUAUAUAUAUAUAUAUAUAUAUAUAUAUAUAUAUAUAUAAAAUUAAAAUUAAAAAUAUGCCAUCAAUUGAAGUCACUGCCACUUGAAGAUAUAUUUCUACACCACAUUUAUAUGUAAAUAUUGUCUUAUACGAAAUGGUCUAGCAACUGUAUUGUGGAUUUUUUUAUCUAGAAAAUCACGUAAACAAAUGUCAAAUGAACAUAAAAAUAACGUUUAUCACUUAGUAUCAAAUCAAAAUAUUCAAACUAAAAUCGAACGUUAAAAAAACCCGACCACUAGUGUAAAUAUGAAUAAGGGGUUUCAACUUUAAAUUUUUUCCAGUCUUUAUUAUAUAGACAAAUAACAUAAUUAAUGAGUCAUUAAGAGCAUCUUUAAUAAAAAGUUUUAGUGUGGGUUCUUAAAAUUAAAAAAUAAUCUCUAUUAUAUUAUUUGAGAAGUCAGUUUCUUAUAUGUCGCUCUCACGUUAACUCUCACCAUGGUUGAUUACAAUGAUACCUUUAAUGAAUUAAUUUACAUUUUAAAUACUAUUAUUUAUUUUUUGUUUAGUUUCUUUUUAAAAAAUUUCAGGAAAAUAUACACAUAUAAUAAAAAAAGGAAACUUUUUAUAAACUAAAAAAAGGAAUUGAAAAACGAAAAUAUAUAAUAUGAUUUCAUAAAAAAAGAAA
This is a messenger RNA of Brassica rapa (field mustard), 5969 nucleotides long. Its product is annotated as paired amphipathic helix protein Sin3-like 6. The record is from RefSeq and is a predicted model, not a curated record. Lineage: Eukaryota; Viridiplantae; Streptophyta; Magnoliopsida; Brassicales; Brassicaceae. Gene Ontology annotation, biological process: negative regulation of transcription by RNA polymerase II. Gene Ontology annotation, cellular component: chromatin; histone deacetylase complex. Gene Ontology annotation, molecular function: transcription corepressor activity.